UGUGUAAAGGGUCACGUGACCGGAACAGUAUCAUCCUAGUGUCCUUCUCACAUUAGAUCUUGGUUAAAAUACUCUGUUGUUGUUAUAUUGAUCUGUUGGUAAACAAUGUCCUUUUGUUCUUUUUUCGGGAAGGAAGUUUAUAAAGAUCAUUUUAAACCUGGAAUGUAUGUUUGUUCCCAAUGUGGACAUCCACUCUUUUCAAGCAGGUCCAAAUAUGAACAUUCAUCCCCUUGGCCUGCUUUCACAGAGACCAUGCGAGAAGACAGUGUAACAAAAGUUAUGGAGACAUUUACAGCAUAUAAGGUUCUGUGUGGCAAGUGUGGCAAUGGACUGGGCCAUGAGUUUCUGAAUGAUGGGCCAGAGGAGGGCUUAUCACGUUUUUGAAUAUUCAGCCACUCGCUUAAGUUUGUCCCAAAAGAUAAGGUUGAUAAACACUAAAGCGAGAUGAACACCUGCUGCUGAUGAUGAUGCUGUUGCACACACGCACAACAGGAUGCAGUUUAUGAAGUGAACAAGGAAAAACCCAUGUCAGGGGUCCUGUACACAGAUGUAUUAUUGCCAUCCUGAGAUUCAGAGAUUAAAGUAGUUUUAUCUAUUUUUAUAUUAGCCUGCAUAAAAUAUGCAAGAAUGAAUGGCAUUACUUUCUUCAAACCCAUUUUAGAUUUUUAAUGUUAAUUUUGAGCCUUAAUGAUAAUUUCCUGUAAUUUACAGGACUACUGUAUGUGUCAUAAUUUAGAUGAUGUUAUGUUAUAUUUGAUCAAAUGUCUUUUUGCAUGCCAUUAAUUUUGGCGUAGUAAAAUGAGUUUAUUUUAUCUGUGUUAUACAGAUAAGUUAUACAUAAUGUAUCAUAAAUGUCUCUUCAUGUUGUCAUUGAUAAAUAUUAUUAAAAGUUGAAAUCAUAUUGCUGUUUGAUUUUGAAUGUGUUUGCAUUGGAUUCCCCCUUAUAAAAAGCAUCACGCAGUAUAACGAACCCGCCAAAACUACGCAGAUAGUGGUGGUAACGGUCCGUUUUGGAGCUCGUGACCUGUUUGGCUCGCAAAACACUGAUACGUAUUACAUCUUACUACUAUAAAAUAAAUGUAAAUUGCUGUUUCAUUUGUUAUUAUUAUAUGAUAAUACAGCUAAGUUACGAUAAAGUAAGAAAUUCGCUACGAAACGCUUUCACCUCAAAAACUCUUCAGGUUGCUUACUGAGAGGAUUUCGG
Misgurnus anguillicaudatus (oriental weatherfish) is the source of this 1204-nucleotide messenger RNA. NCBI's taxonomy places the organism in Eukaryota, Metazoa, Chordata, Actinopteri, Cypriniformes, Cobitidae. The record is from RefSeq and is a predicted model, not a curated record.